GCGUGCACAACACAACACACACACUUUGCUGUUGAGGGAGAUAGACGUCUUCACGCAAUGUGAAGACACGACUUGGAUGCUAAAGAUCUAAUAUACGACGAAACGUUAGAGCAUUAUAAGUGCUACGUGAGGUCGAUGGUGUAUUGUAAUCUUAUUAGAUAUAUACCUGCGUUUUAGUGGAAAGUUUGGGAUCUCUCGCUCUAAGUGAAUGAACUGGGAAAGCACUGUAUUACAACUUGGAUGAACAGGUUCUCUCCUCGCGCCCCGGGACAUGUUUUAGCGGUGUUGGGUAGGGAAUUAUUUGAUCAUAUAAUUAGGUGGCAAAACACCUCGUCACCACCAUGAAGCGCUCAAGAGGUACAGUAGCGACGCCAUCUUUCCAGUCCUCUCCAAGGGCUGCGCGGCAGAGCGAGUGGCUGCGGAGCGCUCUGGCCCACCAUCACUGCCCCGACCCCGGCGUGGAGAACGAAAUAGUGGUCCUGGCCACGGGGAUUGACCAGUACCUCCAGGAGGUGUUUCACCACUUGGUUUACCCCAAACAAGACGACGUGGUCUCGGCAGAGGAUUUCACUGUGCUUUGCUCGGUGCUGGGGCUUACCGGAGAGGAAAGUGAGACAAGGGAUGGAGAGAAGGAAGAUGAUGAAGAGGGUCAAGCUAUUUGCUCGGAGCUCCCUCGCGAGCUGGCCUUUAGGGACUUCCAUUCGCGGCUAUGCGGUUAUUUCCGCGUCCGAGAGCGCGAUGCAACUGGGGUCAUGCGCCUCCCAGUUACAGAGGAGACCGAGCACAUUGAGCGCGAGAUCCGGCUUCGGUGGCCGCGGGUCAGGCGACGGAAAUGUGUCAGUUUCGACCUCACAAGAGAACAAACCGGGAUGAGGCCCGCGCACAACCGUGAAAUGGGUUCAUCAGAACUACAUCAUAAAACAGGCCAGACAGAAAGCGAGUGUGUGGCUCUGAGGGAGCUGGUUGAGGACCUGCGCUCUGCUCUACAGGGCAGCGAUGCUCGCUGCCUGGCUCUGGAAGUUGCAUUACGACGACACAGGCUUACCAUGCACCACUCCAAUGUAGUGACUUCAAACACACAUACACUCUCAAACAUACCAAUUUCAAAUGCCCAGGGACGCGAGAGGGGUGCACCUAACCCCCCAAAAGAAGGGAUCCCAAAUCUCCAGGGUCGAGGGUGCGGGGUGGGGGUAGAGAGGGUAGCAGGGAGACGGGGCUCCAAAGACCCUAUCCUCAGGGAGCUGCAGCUGAUUCGCUCCUCACGUGACGGACAGCUGGAGGAGGCAAUCAGGUUCAACCAGCGGCUGGAGGAGGAGCUUGGCUGGGCAUAUGGUGAGGCUCGCAGGCUGGAGGGGGUGGAGUCUCGCCUACGGCAGGAGAAUGCUGAGAUCAGGCGGAGAACAGAAGAGGCGAGGGAGGCUCUCAGAGAAGGUCUCAAGAAGGUGAGACUGAUCCAGAAACAGGCUCAGAACGUCCCUCAGCUCCAGAGCAGAGUCACACAGCUGGAAACAGACAUUCAAGAGUACAGAUCACAGUGCACCUGCAGAGGAAGCCACGCCUCACCGCCUCGAGAGCCCAUGGACGACACCUGCCUCCAGCGAGCGGUGGAGGGGAGAGCUGCCUCGGACGAGGAAGAGGAAGAGAGGGAGAGGAAGGAGGAGAGGGAGGAAGGACAGUGCUGCCUUUUGGAGGUGAAAAGGCUCAUCAACAGACUGCACAACUGUGGUAAAGGGUGUCAGAAUACAACAGCCCACCACUUGCUACUCUCCCAGAACCUCCUCCUUGACAACCAGAACAAUCUCCAUGGCAAUGACCUCCUCAUGAUCCCCAGGGGGUGGGGCCGCAGAGGUCACACUUAUCAGGAGGAGAGGGAGACCGAGUUAGAGAAGAGGCAUGAGGAGGUGGAGGGGUUGAGGUUGGAAGUUCAGAUGGUGGAGACCGAGAGAGUACGUCUGUCACUCUUGGAGGAGAAACUGACAGACACACUAACACUGCUACUGCAGCUACACAUCAAGGGUGUCUCUCAUAGGUCUCUGGGGAAGAUGCUGAUUGACACUCUGGAUGUCUGCAGAAAGAGUGGACAUAGCCCAUCCCAUGUGCUGCAGGUGGUCAAUUCCUUCUGUGCCCAGCUUUCGUCCAAUGAGCUGCUGCGAGAUGGGGUAGGAGUGGGAGGGGAAGGUGGCGGGGUAGGUGGAGAGGCACGAGUAUCUGUGUCUACAAGCCAGAGACCCUCAAGCCCGCCAACCCCCCUGCUCAUCUCCUGUUUAGGCAACACACAACCCUCUCUUCUCCCCAACUCCCCUCCAUGAACACUACAUAACUGGUUUACAGCUACAGUACACUCCUAAAUCUCCUUCUGAUUAUGCUACAAUACCACGUCCUCUUAUAAAGGGAAAGGUAAAGGGGGGUACCUCGUCAGUUGUCCAACGGGAUGCAUUCAACUGAAAUGUUUCUUCCACAUUUAACCCAACCCCUCUGAAUCAGAGAGGUGCGGGGGGCUGCUUUAAUCGACAUCAACGUCUUCGGCAUAUACCACUUCCUCAGGAGUAGGCCUAGCUAUGACUGUGUAUAUGAGAGGAAGAUACUACAGGUUCAUCUCUGUUGCUCUGAGGUUAUAACAGUCUCUGUCUGUGUACUGCUAUAUGUACACAGCAGAUUUAGACUUUCACAUCUGUAUAUCUAUUCUGUUGUGUUUGUUACUAACAUGGCACUUAUGACACAAUCAUGAUUAUUUAUGCACAUUUAUAUAUUCAUAUUUAUACUAAGGGGACAAGUUUGAUUAGCUAUGUAUUAUGUUUUUGUCUUUCUGUGUCAUUUGACAUAUUUUGUUAGUUUAGUUUAAAGCUUUGUAGAGGAGCACACUAGUGUGAUGACUGUGUAUGUAUGUCUUCUGAUUGUACCUUAGAUACACUGCUUACUCUACAUCAGGUACAGUACUUUAUACUCUAUUCAUUAUUUAUCAAAUCUCUCAUUGAGAUGACACAUCUUUUCACAUGAGGGACCCGGGAGACCUGAUUUAUAAACAUGUAACAUUCUAAUUAUUGCAGUUAUUGUAGAGGACAAUUAAUACAUUAAUGAAUAAAACCUCAUAAAAUGUG
This is a messenger RNA of Oncorhynchus nerka (sockeye salmon), 3098 nucleotides long. Its product is annotated as EF-hand and coiled-coil domain-containing protein 1. Lineage: Eukaryota; Metazoa; Chordata; Actinopteri; Salmoniformes; Salmonidae. The record is from RefSeq and is a predicted model, not a curated record.